AACCUUUUGGAAUUCAGCCUAGGCCAUCCUCUUUGACAUUCGCUCACUCCUGGCUUGCACUCUCUCUCACUCUUUCCCUAAGGAAAGCCUGAUACUUAAGAGGGUUGAUUUAUCCUGAGGAAUUCAGUGCAUAAAGCCUUAACCACAGUCAUAGGAUCACUCAUGAUGUACAGCUUCAUGGGAGGGGGCCUUUUUUGUGCCAUUGUGGGGAACAUCCUGUUGGUGGUCUCCACAGCCACAGACUACUGGAUGCAGUACCGUCUGUCUGGCAGCUUCGCCCAUCAGGGCUUGUGGAGAUACUGCAUGUCUGGAAAGUGCUACAUGCAAACUGACAGCAUUGCAUACUGGAAUGCCACUCGUGCUUUUAUGAUCCUGUCGGCCAUGUCAUGCUUUGCUGGCAUCAUCGCAGGAAUCCUCUCCUUUGCCCACUUUUCUGCCUUUGAGCGGUUCAACCGAUCAUUUGCCGCUGGAAUCAUGUUCUUUGUUUCAACUCUCUUUGUUCUGCUUGCAAUGGCCAUUUACACUGGGGUGACUGUGAACUUCCUGGGCAAGCGCUUUGGUGACUGGCGCUUCUCUUGGUCCUACAUACUAGGCUGGGUGGCCCUGCUAAUGACCUUCUUUGCAGGUAUAUUCUACAUGUGUGCCUACAGAAUGCAUGAGUGCAGAAGAGUGGCUGGCCCACGUUAAUGGAAAGAGGAAAAAGUGUGUCAGGGCUGCGGAAGACAUUAGUUUACAUUUAAAGAUUGGCACCGUGGUGGAAAACAAUAAAAUUUGGAAAACUG
Molecule: messenger RNA, 782 nt
Organism: Maylandia zebra (zebra mbuna)
Lineage: Eukaryota; Metazoa; Chordata; Actinopteri; Cichliformes; Cichlidae
Gene: lim2.5
Product: lens intrinsic membrane protein 2.5
Cellular component (GO): plasma membrane
Molecular function (GO): structural constituent of eye lens
Source: RefSeq, a predicted model, not a curated record